AUGGUAAAAUGGUACCGCAAGACUUCUCCACAAGACACAGCAGGCCGCGCCCUGCCCACGCCCUGCCCACGCCCUGCCCACGCCCUGCCCGCGCCCUGCCCGCGCCCUGCCCGCGCCCUGCACACGCCCUGCACACGCCCUGCCCGCGCCCUGCACACGCCCUGCCCGCGCCCUGCCCACGCCCUGCCUGCGCCCUGCCCACCCAGUCAGAUGCCCCGUGCCAAGUCCCACCGGCGGGCCCAGGCCCUGAAGCAGAGGAUGGCGCAGCCGCUGCCAUGGACCCCCCAGCCGCCUGUCCCUGAGUUCGUUGCUCGGCGCGGUACAGGGUACCGCCAUCGCGUGCGGAGAUGGCCGACUUCGAAGCUGACCCAGCGGAGCUUCAAGUUGGUCACUCCUGCCCAGAAGCCGGACCAGAAGAUGGUGUUCGUCGUGGGAGACUCCCACCUGCGGGCCCUGGUGGAUGGGAUCGUCGCGAUGCCGGAGGUACCUCUGUGUUUUUCUUUUCUCUCUGUUCCAGGUGCGCAUGCAGCAGAGCUGAGGACGGAGGUGUCCCACGCCGCUCUCCCCUGGACCCCGGACGUGGUGUGUGUGCUCGCCCCGAGCAACAACCUGACAGCCAGCAGGAACAUCGGAGAGGCGUCGCUGGACUUCGGUGCUCUCCUGGCUACAGUUUGCAACCGCUGGGCGAAGGUGUUCGUGCUGGACUUCCCUCCACGCUUGAACAUCGAGCCUGGCCUGCAGGAGCUGUUCCGCCAGGAGUUCCGCCGUGUCGCAGCACGCAUGGGUCUCCCAUACGUGUCUGUGGCAGAGCACCUCCCUCUGGACCGUUUGGAGCCGCAAUGUGUUCUGCGUUUCACUGUUUUCCAGGUGCACCUCAGCGACAGCGACGGAACGCCGAUCCUCGUCCAGGCCCUGUGGGACGCCGCGGUCCGCCAGCUGGCUCCUCCUCCUCCUCCUCCUCCUCCCUCGGUGCCCCCCCGGACAUCGCCUCGUGCCAGGGUCUCCCCCGUGCUGGUUGUGACAGGACACAGCCCCGCGCCCCGCCACCGCGACCCACUGGAGUGGACCGUCGUCGGACAGGAGGGCAAGAUUCGAGCAUCUCCGGUGCAAGAGUCUGUCCUCCCGUCCAACCCCGUCUGGUUCAGCGGCGACAUCCUGGAUGCCAUGGAGAGGGUUUCGCCAUCCUCGGACAGCGACGUCACUGCCCUUCUGCCAGCUGGCCAGACUUCCCGUGUGAGGCGUUCGCCGAAAGGUGUUGCCACAAGGCGUAGAGGAGGAAAGCGGCAGGUGGAGUCGUCCAGCGUGGUGCCAGGGGUGGUCGUCGUCCGGGAGGAGGUCGCCGCAGCAUGCCCAGCUGUCCCGGAGGUGCCGGCGAGACCUUCACCAGCCCGUGGGACCGUGUCCGCCUCCGGGCCCAGACCAGCGGUGCAGCAGGUGGAGGCGACAGCCCAGGAGUCGGCCAGCGAGGUGCCGGGAGUGGUCGCCGUUCAGGAGGAGGUCGCCGCAGCGGGCCCUGCUGUCCCAGAGGAGCGACAGAUCUUCAAAGCUAAGGCUGUUUUUGUUCCUUCUAUUUGUGUUAGAGAUGUUCAGUCAGAGUCUAGCGCUAAUGCUGUGGCAACAGGGUCUAACAUAGAUAGCAGCAGGAUUAGGCUAGCUAAAGUUGUGCGCGGGUCGUUUCAUCAGGGAAAUGCCCGAUUUGUGUAUGGUGGAGUGCAGUGUAUGGCUAUAGCUUUGGUCAGCUUAGCCAAACACACGGUGAGGAGCGCGUUCUCGUGGGACAGGCUGGAUCUGGAUCGCGCGUUGGUUGAAGGUGAUGAGUUGUACACGAGUUUGCGUGACCUCAACAUCUUCAGCCAUGUGUCUAAUCUGCUGUCUGUGCCAGAUUUGCCACAGCAGUUGGAAUUAGACGGACAGCUGUUUAGGUUUAGUUUUGGCGACACGGUGUUAGGCGAAGUAGGCGUGACCGAAGGUGAAUACAUCGAUUUCGGUGUAUUCAUCAGCUUGCGUAAUGGACUGGAGAGAAUCUUCAGUCAAUACACCACAUGUCUUUUGACAAUGUGCGGAAACACCACUGCCAUCGUGCGUGAGGGUGGACGGUUCGCUGUGGUCGACAGUCACUCACGCAGUAACACUGGCUUGUUGCACCACAAUGGUACAAGCGUGGUUCUGCAUUUCGCCUGUCUUGACGACCUGCACCACUACAUCUGUCGUUUGGCCGACAGUCUCCGUUCGAGGGAGAAGCUCUUUGAGCUGUGUGGUGUCACGGUCAGCACGGAUGCAAGUCCAGCGCGGUCUGUUUCUCCAGCGAGGUGA
Myripristis murdjan (pinecone soldierfish) is the source of this 2313-nucleotide messenger RNA. RefSeq lists its product as uncharacterized. The transcript has 14 exons. NCBI's taxonomy places the organism in Eukaryota, Metazoa, Chordata, Actinopteri, Holocentriformes, Holocentridae. The record is from RefSeq and is a predicted model, not a curated record. The coding region runs from base 1 to 2313 and encodes 770 amino acids.